GGGACUGUCCCUGUCACUGUCCGCACGCUGUCCCCAGGCUGUUCCCCACGUUGUCCUUGGGCUUAUGCUAUGCUGGGACUGUCCCAGUCAGCGUCCCCAGCUUUGUCACCACGGUGUCCCCUCGCUGUCCCCGUGCCAUCCCCAGCAUUGUCCCCUCGUGUCUCCUCCCUGUCCCCUCUCCAUCCCCUCUGUCCCCUCAUUGUCCCCUCAUUGUCCCCUCUCUGUCCCCUCAUUGUCCCCUCAGUGUCCCCUCUCUGUCCCCUCCCUGUCCCCUCUCUGUCCCCUCCCUGUCCCCUCAUUGUCCCCUCAUUGUCCCCUCAUUGUCCCCUCCCUGUCCCCUCAGUGUCCCCUCCCUGUCCCCUCCCUGUCCCCUCAUUGUCCCCUCAGUGUCCCCUCCCUGUCCCCUCCCUGUCCCCAGACCGGUCCGGUCACAGAUUUGGGUUCCACCUCCGCCCUUUGCGCCACCUCCGCCCUGCUUUAAAUGUCCCCAGAUUGUCCCCAGAUUGUCCCCGAGUGCCACCAUGGCGGCGGUGCUGCUGGCGCUGCUGGCGCUGCUGGCGCUGGCGCUGCUGUCGCUGAUGUCGCGACAUCGCUCACUGGCCUCGCGCCUCCCGCCGGGUCCCCCCGCGCUGCCGCUGCUCGGGAACCUGCUGCAGGUGUCCCCGUUCCGCACGCUCCAGUCCCUGCUCAAGCUGAGCGAGCGCUACGGGCCGGUGUUCACGGUGUGGCUGGGCCCGCGGCCGGUGCUGGUGCUGCGCGGCUCCAGCGCCGUGCGCGAGGCGCUGGUUGGGAACCCCGAGGUGUUCGCGGGGCGCGGGCGGAUGCCGACCGUGGAGAGCACCUUCAGGGGCUACGGUGUAGUUUUCGCGGACGGGGAGCGCUGGCGGCAGCUCCGCCGCUUCUCCCUCACGGUGCUCCGGGAUUUCGGGAUGGGGCGCCGCAGCAUUGAGAGCCGGAUCCAGGAGGAGGCCCAGGAGCUGCUCAAGGAGUUCCAGAAAACCCAAGGGAAGCCGUUUGACCCCACGUUCCUGCUGAGCUGUGCCGUGUCCAACAUCAUCUGCUCCAUCGUGUUCGGGGAUCGAUUCCCCUACGAGGACCCCGAGUUCCUGGAGCUGCUGCAGAUGAUGAACGACAGUUUCAGGGAGAUGAGCACCACCUGGUCCCAGCUGUACGACAUGGCCGAGCCGCUGCUGCAGUGGCUGCCGGGGCCGCACCGGCGCAUCCCGCACCUCCUGGGCAGGAUGCGCAGCUUCAUCGCGCGGCGCGUGCGGGACAACGCGCGCAGCCUCGACCCCCGCAGCCCCCGCGACUUCAUCGACGCCUUCCUCAUCCAGAUGGACAAGGAGAAGGACAAUCCCAAUUCCGAGUUCACCAUGGAGAACCUGGAGCUCACCACGCUGAAUCUUUUCUUCGCGGGCACCGAGACCGUCAGCUCCACGCUGCGCUUCGGCUUCCUCUACCUCAUGAAGCACCCCCAGGUGGAAGAGAAGGUUUUCGAGGAGAUCUCCCGUGUCAUUGGGUUUGGCCGCGCUCCGGCCGUUGCUGACCGCGCGCUGAUGCCGUUCACGGACGCCACGAUCCACGAGAUCCAGCGCUGCAGCGACCUCAUCCCCAUGAACGUCCCGCACCGAGUCACCCAGGACACCAAGUUCCGGGGCUUCCACAUCCCAAAGGGCACGGACGUGUACCCCCUGCUGAGCUCGGUGCUGCACGACCCCGAAUCCUUCCGCAACCCCCACGAGUUCGACCCCAAAAACUUCCUGGAUGAGCAGGGGCGCUUCCAGCGCAACGAGGCCUUCGUGCCCUUCUCGGCAGGGAAGCGGCUGUGCCUGGGGGAGGGCCUGGCGCGCAUGGAGCUGUUCCUGUUCCUCACCUCGAUCCUGCAGCGGCUCCGGCCGCAGCCGCUGGGCCCGGCGGGGUCCGUGAGCACCAAGCCCCUGGAGAGCGGCUUCGCCAACAUCGCGCCGCGCUACGAGCUGCGCUUCGUGCCGCGAUAGAGACCCCUCCCCUAAUUACACAGAGACCCCUCCCCUAAUUAACACCCUGAGAGACCCCUCCUCUAAUUAACACCCUGAGAGACCCCCUCCUCUAAUUAACACCCUGAGAGACCCCUCCCCUAAUUAACAACAGAGACCCCCUUCUCUAAUUACAGAGACCCCUCCCCUAAUUACCCUGAGAGAGACCGCUCCUCAAAUUACACAGAGACCCCUCCCCACAUUAACCAUUCCAACAUCGCCCCGCGCUACGAGCUGUGCUUCGUGCCAAGAUGAGAGACCCCUCCUCUAAUUAACCACAGAGACCCCUCCCUACAUCACCCCCGAGACCCCUCCCCAAAUUAAAUUACCCUCGAGACUCCUCCCCAAAUUCGGGAAUUCCCCCUGAGACCCCUCCCCGGAUUACCCAGAGACCUCACCCCAAAUUAAAUUACUGUCGAGACCCUGCCUCAAAUUACCCAGAGACCCUUCCCCAAAUUCCGGAACUGCCCCAGGAUCGGGACCCAUCCCCAUCGUUGGAAGUUCCCCCCAAAAUUCCUCAAAUCCCUCCCCAAAAUGGGAACCCCCGCCCCAAGACCCCUCCUCAAAUUCAGGACCCUUCCCAAAAUUCGGGAUCCCUCCCCACAUUCCGCCUGCCCAUAGCUGGAAAAUCUCCCCAAAUCCCCCCCAAAUUCCCUCUAAAUCCCCUCCCCAAAAUCAGGAGACCCGUGGGACCCCCAAAAUUGUCCCCCCCCCCAAAACCUCAAAUCCUCCUAAAACCCCAAAUCCUCCCCAAAACCCCCACAAAUUCCCCCAUAACCCCCAAAAUUGUCCCCAAACUCCCAAAUUUUUCCCUCAAAUUUUCCCAAAAAAUCCCAAAAUUUCCUCCAAAUCCCAAAUACUCCCCCAAACCCCAAAAUUCCCUCACAAAAAUCCCAAAUUUCCCCUCCAAAAAAAACCCCAAAUCCCCCAAAUUUUCCCCCCCAAAAAAUCCCCAAAUCCCCCCCAAAUUCUCCCAAAAUUUCCCCAAAACCCCCAAAUUCCUCCCACAUCUCCCCAAAAAAAUCUAAUUUUUUUCCCUAAAUCUCCCCAAAACCGCAGCCCCCUCCCCAAAAAUCACCAAAAAAGCUGAAAACGUAAAUUUUUUAUUUCACAUUUUUCACAUUUUUCACACCUUGGGCGGGGGGAAAGCCCCAAAAUUCCCGGGAUUUUUCCCGGUAUUUUUUUUUGUGGGGGAGGGGGAGUUUCCCCAAAUUUUCCAGCCCCGCUUUCCCCCCUCAGGCAACCCCUCCCCAAAAUUCCCGCUCCUCCCCCCCCCCCCCAAAAUUAA
Molecule: messenger RNA, 3303 nt
Organism: Oenanthe melanoleuca
Lineage: Eukaryota; Metazoa; Chordata; Aves; Passeriformes; Muscicapidae
Product: cytochrome P450 2G1-like
Exons: 9
Coding region: 522-1997 (491 amino acids)
Biological process (GO): xenobiotic metabolic process
Cellular component (GO): intracellular membrane-bounded organelle; cytoplasm
Molecular function (GO): oxidoreductase activity, acting on paired donors, with incorporation or reduction of molecular oxygen, reduced flavin or flavoprotein as one donor, and incorporation of one atom of oxygen; iron ion binding; heme binding
Source: RefSeq, a predicted model, not a curated record